Molecule: messenger RNA, 1638 nt
Organism: Ramularia collo-cygni
Lineage: Eukaryota; Fungi; Ascomycota; Dothideomycetes; Mycosphaerellales; Mycosphaerellaceae
Exons: 5
Coding region: 1-1638 (545 amino acids)
Molecular function (GO): metal ion binding
Source: RefSeq, a predicted model, not a curated record
AUGCCUUCCGAUAGAGAUCUUGAGCUUGCUGCGCAGCAGCUGGAGAAGUUCCGUCUCGAUGGUGAAGUCUACCAUAAGACCCAGGCCGACGUGCUCGAAAAGUAUGCCGCUCUCAUGGAGGAYUUCAGACGACUGAAGUCAGACUACGAGGAAGAGAGAGACUCCCGCGAGAGGUACAAGCAGCUCGCCAAAGGGCAAGAGCGCAACCCGUUCGUUCUGGUGCUAGUAGAUGGCGACGGCAUGGUGUUUGACGAUGAUCUUGUCGGCAAUGGAGCAGAGGGUGGGAGCCUUGCUGCUCAGCGAUUGAACGACACGAUCGCAAACAGCUUGCGCACUCGCGGACUUGACCACUGCCGCGUAAUGGUUCGAAUUUACGCAAACCUUGCCGGUCUAUCAAAGGCGGCCGCAAAGGCGAAGUUGUGUGGCUUCGACAAACGCGCACUCGCCCCUUUCGUUGCCAGCUUCAAUCGGUCAAACGAUCUCUUCGACUUUGUAGAUGCAGGAGAGCUCAAAGAGAACGCCGAUUUCAAGAUACGUGCCAWGUUCCGCCAAUUCGCAGACAAUGCACAAUGCAAACACAUUUACUUCGCCGCAUGUCACGAUGUCGGCUACAUCUCCGAGCUCACGCCAUUCAUCAACAACAGGGAUCGUAUCACACUGAUCCGCACUUAUGCAUUCCACCACGAGUUUUCAAAGCUCGGACUCAAGAUUGAAGACCUACCUCACGUCUUCCGAAAUACACCUCUAUCAAUGGAUCAGCAGCCGCAUCAAUAUCAACGAUCAACCAAUCCGCCGCCUCAGAAUUUUUACUCUCACGCCUCCUCUACUUCAGCAGAUCACAGCCCCGAGAAGAUCUGCCACUUCUUCCCCAAGGGUCUCUGCAAGUACGGAAGUACAUGCAAGAAUCUGCACACUAAACCGCCGGGUACGACCAACGGCUCCCACUCGGCUUCGCCGUACGAUGGGAAAGAUUGGCGAAAGGACAGCAGGCCAAAUGUGCCGACGUUUCCAAGCCAAGACAGCACUCGUAGCAACGGAAAGCAAGCUCCUGAAUUUGAGGCUCUACUGCCCAAAGAGCGAGAUAGCCCAAGAAACAUGAUUGCUAUCAACAAGGACCAGCAACGUCUGGACUACUACAUCCCAAGACCGUCUCCAGAAGACCACGCCGCAUUUCUGAGCCGGGUAAGCCACAUCAAACUCUGCAACAAUUUCCAUCUCAAAGGCGAAUGUCCCAAAGGUGACGUCUGUGAAUACGAUCAUCGACCUAUCACGGAAGGUAUACGCAAUGAUCUGAAGAUUAUCGCUCGCCAAAUGCCAUGCCCACGUCGCAGCGCAUGCAGAAUCYUAAGCUGUACGCACGGUCAUAUCUGCCAGAAGAAGGAUUGCGGGGUUCGCGGCGGCAAGACAUAUUGCAAAUUCCCAGCUCAAAUGCACAUCCUGGAUCUGAAUGUCGUCGACUUUGUCCCUGGAACUACCUCUUUAUCCAAGGAUGUCGGCGGUGACGAGAACAAAAGCAUGAAUGGCAGAAGCUAUUCGCGGGAGGAGCAGCGUACCUUGGGAAGCGAUGCUGGGUCCGAAAAUGGCUCCUUUGCCGCAGAGCAUCGAGACCGUACGGAGGACGCAUCGUCAGCUGAUUAG